This is a messenger RNA of Zeugodacus cucurbitae (melon fly), 1745 nucleotides long. It is a transcript of the gene IFT46, whose product is annotated as intraflagellar transport protein 46 homolog. Gene Ontology annotation, biological process: cilium assembly; intraciliary transport. The transcript has 2 exons. The coding region runs from base 499 to 1686 and encodes 395 amino acids. The record is from RefSeq and is a predicted model, not a curated record. Lineage: Eukaryota; Metazoa; Arthropoda; Insecta; Diptera; Tephritidae. Gene Ontology annotation, cellular component: motile cilium; intraciliary transport particle B; centrosome.
UUUUUUUUUAUUAUUAUUUAAAUACAAUAGUGAAAAAAAUGUAAUCAUUCCGAUUUUUCAUAUAUCAAAUACUGCUGAUUUUAAUCAUCCGGCAAUACUAGCUCACAUAUCAGUAUAGCAUUGCCAACUGCAACAUAAUGCCGGAAAAGCAACAAACAAAGCGGAUGUACGAAGACAAAGCAAAUAAUGAAAGGAAGCGUUAACAAUUCUGGAAGUAAAAGGAAAAGAAAUUAUAAUUUAAAAACUGUCAUUAAAUAUAUAUUUGUAUAUAAAAUAAUAUUUUUUGAGUGAAUCUAGCACGCACCAUAUCUCCUUUCGAAGUAUAGAGGUAUGCUACAAACAAAGAGCAAAACAUAGAGCUGUUGUCUUGGCAACGGCACAUACAAACUUGGUGCCAACAAACAAAUAGAAUUACUCGCGUCAAGAAGGUGUAAUUGCUAACGUGUAGUUACUAGUUGUAGCGUUGUAAAAACAUUAUAUAUUUUACCAAGCGUUCAAAUGAAUUAUUAUGAUGAGGAGAUUUCAAUCAAUGGGCCAGAUUCGAAGAAUCUAAGCCAUUUUAAUAUGGACAGAAUGCCAAGCAAUGGCAGUGGUCGGGACAUUAGUGGCACAAGCGCUCAACGUUUAGCUGCCGCAUCAACUAAUCGAACCGCUACUCUGCGUCAGAGAAACAUUCUUCAUGGUAGCUCCACAGACGAUGAUGGCCUCUUGCAGGAUAUCAUUGACCACGAUGACGAGGAUGAUGAUGAAGAUGAUGACGAUGAAAGUGAAAUGCAACCGCGCAUAAUGGACGCAUCACGCGGCAUAGCCAACCAACGGCCACAGACACGUCCGGGCAGCGCACGCAGUACCGCCAAUGUAUUGUCCGCUAAACCACUCAAGCGUGGUGGUGGUCUGAUAGUACCAUCGGAAAGUGAAUCAGAUGAAGCCGCUUCACCGCAACCUCAAAUAGAAAUCGUUGGAGAUUCAGCAGCAGUGCAAUCCUCACCACAAGAGCAACAGUUGUCCAUCAAACCGGAAGAUUGGCAGAAUUUAACUGUACAUCAGGAGCUGAAAGAUCUCUUUCCACACAUACUGAAAUAUACGCCGCAGUCUAUUGAUACACCGUAUCGCCUACAACCAUUUAUACCGGAUUUUGUGCCAUCUGUUGGUGAUGUGGAUGCCUUUCUCAAAGUCACCAUACCGCCACUAUCGAAACCACAACGUCAGCAAGAAGUCAAUGAGUAUUUACAUAAAAUGGGUAUUUACCUGCUCGACGAGCCAUCCGGUGAACAAUCGGAGCCAAGUUUGCUUAAUAUGAAAUUGCGUUCUGUGCUCACUGGCAGUGGCGCUAAGGCACGCUCCGCAUCGGCUACCAUAAUUCCGACUGCCAAAACGCCUAAGGAGAUUGACAAGUGGAUCAAUGAGGUGGAAAAACUGCAUAUGACACAAAUGGUGAAUGAUAUACAACCGCGCAAAGAGAUUGAGCCCUUACUGAUGAAUUGGCCGCGCUCGUAUGCUGAUGCUAGCGAUGCGGUACAACAAGCUUAUCAGCGUUGUCUGGAAGAUGAUGACAUUGCGCGCUAUGUGCGUACGCUGUGCCAACAGUUCGAGGUGCAGGGGCCUGCGGAAACGCAAAUUGAUUACAUAAUGAAUGUACAAACUUUGUUUGCAUUAUAUUUGGCGGCCAAUCAGGCCUGGGAAUGAUUAACACAAACCUCAAAUGUUUAAAUGUUUAUAAAGGCACAGUAAAAAUGUUGCCGCAC